GUGUCACGCAAAAUUAAGUCAUUUAAACAACAAGUGAAUGACUUUGUUUCCUGCUUUUCUUCUGCAACUACGGGGCAUGAGCGCGCCUGAAUCAAACACAACGAGCUCCGCGGCGCCCGACUCUGGCUCCGGCUCUGGCUUUGUCCCCCAGUCUUCAUUGUACAACGACUGCGUAACUUGUCGUAUCAUAGGAAGCGGCGCGUUCGCUGCCACCGGCAUCUAUGCGCUGAGAAUGGCCCGUCCCAGCGCACCGGGGAGUAUGAUUGGCAAAAGGAUUAUGGGUGGACUGGGAGUUUGUUUUUUAGUGGGGAGCGCGCUGAGGUGGCGAAUGUGAAGCUAGGUUGGGGAACCCAUCGAAUGCUGCCUACACUGUGGUAGUACACAGAUAUAGCCUGACAUCUGAAUCCCGCACGUUCACUUCCAGAUGAGCGACAAAAAUGAUUGCUCACUGAACGAUGAUCAACUGUAGCCUAGCUUUCGACUCUCACUAUCAUUGGCAGCAUAACCUGCGUGACUGGCUCUAUGCAAAUUGAGAGAAUUCGCGUUUCGAAGGUCAAGCCUUGAUGAUCCGGUACGAGAUUUGGAUUUGUAACAGCGACUAGCUACCGCUAU
Molecule: messenger RNA, 612 nt
Organism: Suillus clintonianus
Lineage: Eukaryota; Fungi; Basidiomycota; Agaricomycetes; Boletales; Suillaceae
Exons: 3
Coding region: 38-334 (98 amino acids)
Source: RefSeq, a predicted model, not a curated record